AUGCAUUUCACCACCACCCUCAUGGUCGCAGCCACCGCGCUCGCAUCCUUGGCCGCAGCCAACUCGGUCCACUUCGUCAACCAAGACAGCACCCGCCGCACCGUCGUCUUCACCGCUCAGGAGCAGGGCGAGGGCAACGGGGUGGCCAUCCCGUCCAUCACCAUCGAGGGUAACGGAACUGCCGACCAGGAGUUCCCAGAAGGCUGGAUCGGUAACUGGUAUACCGUGAGCGAGGGCGCCAAAGAUGUCCCUGGCAUGCUCGGCGAGGUUCGCUUCAACGGCUACAACGACGCCACCUUCUUCGAUGUCUCGGCCAUCGUCAACCCCAACGAUGUCAACGGUGUCAAGAUGGUCUACCCAGCCAGCUCCCAGCUGCCGGUCUCCGGCUGCCAAACCUUCCCUUGCGCCAACGCCUACAACCUGCCGGAUGACAUCGCCACCCUCAGCACGAAUGAGAAGAACCUAGUCUCCUUGAUCGGCAACAAGGAGAACAAGAAGCGCGGCAUCAACUCCCGAGUCAACCGUGCUUACCUCACCACAUAA
This is a messenger RNA of Venustampulla echinocandica, 543 nucleotides long. RefSeq lists its product as uncharacterized. The record is from RefSeq and is a predicted model, not a curated record. The transcript has a single exon. Lineage: Eukaryota; Fungi; Ascomycota; Leotiomycetes; Helotiales; Pleuroascaceae. Bases 1 to 543 code for a protein of 180 amino acids.